Eublepharis macularius is the source of this 2172-nucleotide messenger RNA. RefSeq names its product DND microRNA-mediated repression inhibitor 1 (gene DND1). The transcript has 5 exons. The record is from RefSeq and is a predicted model, not a curated record. Bases 1 to 1119 code for a protein of 372 amino acids. Gene Ontology annotation, biological process: negative regulation of miRNA-mediated gene silencing; mRNA stabilization. Lineage: Eukaryota; Metazoa; Chordata; Lepidosauria; Squamata; Eublepharidae. Gene Ontology annotation, cellular component: nucleus; cytoplasm. Gene Ontology annotation, molecular function: mRNA binding.
AUGGAGGGGGACUGCGGCGCGCAGCAGGUGCGGAUGCGUCGAGGAGGGGUGCCGCUGCGGGGGGCCCCGUCGCGCUUUGGGUGCCUCUGGGCGGGUGUCCAGGCGUGGACCGAGGAGGUGAACCGGGCGAACAAAGCGGCGCUGUGGGCGUGGGUGCGGGAGACUGGCGUCCGGCUGGUGCAGGUCAACGGGCAGAGGAAGUUCGGCGGCCCUCCGCCAGGCUGGGCUGGUGGAACACCCCCUUCGGGGGCCGAGGUAUUUAUUGGCAAAAUACCUCAAGAAGUCUAUGAAGAUAAAUUAAUUCCUGUCUUCCAAAGAGUGGGGAAGCUCUAUGAGUUCCGCCUCAUGAUGACCUUCAGCGGGCUCAACCGUGGCUUUGCCUACGCCAAAUACUCCAACCGGCGCAGUGCUCAGGAGGCCAUAGGUGCCCUCAACGGCUUUGAAAUCCAGCCCGGCCACCCCAUCGUGGUCUGCAGAAGCACCGAGAAGUGUGAGCUCUCCAUCGACGGGCUGGCCCUGUCUGUGCAGCAGCGCCAGCUCCAGCAGCUGCUCAGCGAACUCACUGUGGGAGUGGCCAGCAUCUCCUUGCACCCGAGCCCUUUCCAGAAAGGAAAGCAGUUUGCAGGGGUGAAGUACAUCUCCCACCGGGCUGCUGCAAUGGCGAAGAAGGUGCUGGUGGAAGGGAGUCUGAGCCUCUGUGGAAACGAAAUCGAGGUGGAUUGGCUGAAACCAAACAGGAAGCACGAACUCCACAGCUCUGUGCAAGCCCUCUCGGAGAUCCUGCCAUCCAAUUGCUCUGCCGACGAUGCUCCCGGCCAAGAAGCUUCUCGGCCUCUGGAUCCUCAUGUCCCACUAGCUGCAGGCAAUGCCCUCGACUACCUAAAUCUCCAGUGUGAGGAGCGGAAGCUGGGCCCCCCUGUGUUCCUCACCAAAUGCAUGCAGAGGAACCCUGGUGGCUGGCUGCAGUACUGGUAUCAGGUGGUGAUUCCAAACUUUCCAUCACCGUUUAGUGGAUUAAUCUGGAUCAAGCAAGAUCAUUCAGUCGUAGAAGACCAUGAGAAGGCAAAAAACGCGGUCGCACUGCAACUCCUCAAAGUCCUGGGGUGCCCAGUGGUGUGAGAAGGUUCUUGAAGAAGAAUGCGCUGCCUGCCGUGCUUACGUGGAUGACUCCUCUUGACAGUUGCCUGCCUGGUGCCUCUUCUUCUCUAAGUUGGCUGUACAGGGCAAACCCAGUUGGAGAGUGAAUGCCUGGCCUAUCCCAUCCUUCCUUUUCCCUUGGGGCGUGUCUUGUUCAGGGGUCCCUUUUUGUUCUGUUUGCCUAGCAACUAAUGUAAAAGUUUCAGUAGUUAAUUGUUUUGACUUCUUUGAGUAGCCUGUUUUGGGGAAGGGUGCAUGUUUUGUACACUAACCGUGAAGCGAGUUUGAUCAUGUGUCUGCACUGGGUGUCUUUCUUAAAAGCAUGACAGUUCUGUGUAAGGCUAUGUACGCAUUGUGUGAGAGUCCAGUUAUGACUUCAAAAUAUUAGGACCAAACUAUAUCAAACCUGGAGCUCCCAAGUUUUUUAUUGUUACUUAAUUACUUUCCUGCUCUGAAACAGCACCUGUGGGGAGAGGAAACUUAACCCCUUCCCCUCCCACCAACCCAGACAGGGCAGCUAUUUAAAGGCGAUCCCAUUCAUAGCGUUCACAGAGUCAUGUCUGAUUUGCCGUCCAGCUCUUGAAAUGGAGAGGGCUGGUUUUUCUUUUUCCUUGCUUUGGAUGUUAAAUGUUGAUUGUAUUUUGAAAUAUUUUUGUUGUAUGGCAAAGUUAAGUUUUUUUUUCCUUUAGCCAGCUCCCAACUGGGUAGAGAGUUUGUACCAGUCCUGUGUCCCAGAGAGUGACAGCAGCAAGAUGUGUGAGGUUCUCCGUGGCUUCCCGCCCAGGCAGCCAUUAUGGGAGGAAAUGCAUUUGCUUGGACCGCACUUUUUUCUUUCAGAAGCUUUGCCUGGAAGCUGGGAGCUGUGCGUAGUCCAGUUUACGCUGCUCCAGGAUACUUGUUGCAGCAGAGCUGUAGCUAGCAGAUGCCUUUUUAAACUCAGGAAAUACUCAGUAUGGAGACUGCAGGGAAAGGGUAUCCCUGUGCCUUAACUUUUUAAAAAGUUUUGUAAAGUGCUGAAAAUAAUGAAUAUAUAAC